This is a messenger RNA of Westerdykella ornata, 2833 nucleotides long. RefSeq lists its product as uncharacterized. Gene Ontology annotation, molecular function: DNA-binding transcription factor activity, RNA polymerase II-specific; zinc ion binding; DNA binding. The record is from RefSeq and is a predicted model, not a curated record. Gene Ontology annotation, cellular component: nucleus. The transcript is spliced from 5 exons. NCBI's taxonomy places the organism in Eukaryota, Fungi, Ascomycota, Dothideomycetes, Pleosporales, Sporormiaceae. Gene Ontology annotation, biological process: regulation of DNA-templated transcription; DNA-templated transcription. Bases 221 to 2833 code for a protein of 870 amino acids.
CGCAGCCGGGUUACCAGCCCCCUGAGCUCCUGAGCUCGGACAAUGGAUUCAUCAAUCCAGAAGGUCAGUGAAGGUCAGCCGAGCACCGGCAAAUGGGGUUUCGCAAGCGGGGUCCCUGCAGAGCCAUGAACAUGCCGGGCGUCGGGGUAUAUGUUCUCCACACCCGCUCCCGCCCCGUCAUUCCUGGGAGAGCUGUCGACGUGGCGUCUCGGGCGGCCUCAUGUCGUCGUGGAAUAAUUUCUCCGCCGGGCCUCACGAUGACGGACCUCAGGCGAUUAGCGAGGAGCUUCCGGCUUGCGGGUCCUGUCGCAGGAGGAAGCUGAGGUGCUCGAGGGAGCAUCCAGCAUGUUCGCAUUGCGAAAGGCUCGGCAUCGCAUGCGUCUAUGAACCUAGGCAGAAGCCUGGAUUGAAAGCUGGCGCUGUUGAAGCGCUGGCUCGCCGCGUUUCAUUUCUUGAGCAAAUCCUCCUGGAUGAAAGCGGUCGAAUUCGACCUCAAUUCCAUCUAGGGGAUGACAUUGUAGCUGCACGACAGGAAGGCGCUCCGGUGAGAGAGCCGACGCAGCCUCCCAAUAAUGAUCGUGGCAGACCGUCAGCAGACCUCAAUCCCUCAGAAGCGGCGGUUGCUCAAAGCACAAGUGAGACAAAUGGAGUCGUCAACUCAGGAGAACAUGCAACGAGAAAACGCAAAUUGGAUCAGUCAUUCAAAGGCUCAUUACUAGACAUUGGCCUGGACGACAUAUUUGACUACUUGCCAUCACAACCCCUCCUGGUCAAAUUAGUCGACUAUUUCUGCGUAACGUUCCAUCAUUGGAUCCCAUACCUGCACAAGAAGCGACUGCAAACCAAAGUCCGUCAUCUUACACGAGACCCACAACUGAGUCUCAUACUCCAUGCACUUGUCGCGGCGACUUUACGGCACUUGGAUCAGAAUGUCUCUUUCAUGGACAAGGAUGAGAUAUUGCACCAGACGCAGAUCUCCAGGUUCAUUGCGGAGACAUUUGCUUUGAAGAAUAUCUCGUUGGAGAGCCUGCGGGCACUUAUUAUCAUCGUCUUUGACUAUCUUAAUGAUGGUCAAUCCAGAAAGGCAUGGCCGUUGAUCGGUUCAUUAACACGAACAGUGGACUACUUGCAGUUGACUGUCGAGCCAACCGCGUCCCAGUUGGGUGCACUAAUGAAUCCACUGAAGCUAAUGGAACCGACUGAUGAUUGGACCGAGCUCGAGGAAAGACGGCGUUUAUUCUGGGUAAUAUUUCUAUUGGACCGCUUCUGCUCAGUAUCCACCGGCUGGAAUACAAGUCUCACCUCGGAGGAUGUUCAUCGACGCCUACCAGCUGAUGGAGGAUACUUCACCCGUGAAGAACCGGUCAUGACACCUUAUUUUGGCAUCUGGAAUAAAUCCUCUGCUAAGAUAGGAAAAUCUCUCGCUCACGUGCCGGCGCAGUAUAACGAAGAAGAUCCAGCUGCGGUUGGGGACCAGGCUCAAGGAACCAGCCCGGGAUCCGCUAACGGCUUGAUCGAUUCGUCUAAACUUGGAGCUUUUGCAUAUUGUAUAGAGGCUACAGAAUCACUGAGCCAAGUGACAACGUUUUUCCUGCAGCAGCGAAUCAAUUGGCAAGAUAGGGAACAUGCUGUCAAUUGGCUCACGCGGUUUAAGGAACUGGAUCUCCGUCUCGUACACUGGAAACUGUUCCUUCCUCCACGCUGGAAAGACUCCAACAUCUCGCCCAUCACCGAGGUGGUGGACAUGGACCCGAAUCUCACUCUAGCCCAUAUAACGCACAACACAUCGAUGAUACUUCUGCACUUCCCGAUCGCCUACCCCCCGAAAGAGUGGAACGCUUAUGUUGCUCUACCCAAAGAAUGCUCCGCCCAGACAUGCGAACUUGCGGCAGUGGAAACCUGCAAUAUUGUCAACAAAUUUCUGACCCACCGCGUCGUCUUCGUCAAUGUCCAGUUCGCCUUCUGUGCCUUCGUCGCGGCGAAAGCUCUUCUUUUCGAGAGCCAGGCAACGCGGAAACCACUACGACCUGAAUUUCGCAAGCUGAUACGAUCCCUGUGGGAGAUCUCAGCGAGGUGGCGAGCAGAGUCAUCUAACAGUGAAGAGACCCGCGUAUCCAGCCAAGCAGGCAUAUAUGCUCGUCACCUCGAAUAUCUCCACGACGCUUGCCAGCGCGAUCCACGCUUCCGCUUCGACCUCUACGACCACUCAUGCCAAAUCAAAGAAGCGGAGACGAUGACAAGCCCAGCUACCACAACAACCCCAUCGCAACCGGCCGACACGCCAUCGCGGGAGAAGUGGACACCGAUGGCGCCGCCUCGCCCACCCUCAACGACACUGCAACAGCUCCCCAGCAUCGGCAACAGCAGUCCCAGUCCGAAUAUGCCAAAUCUAGCCACCAUCCUGUACAACAACACCGCGCAAUCCCCAUCCUCCUACACUCCCCAACCCAGUCAUCACCAUCACCAUCAUCAACCACCCUCGCCAGCCCUCCCAGUCCCAACAUCCCCUUAUACCACCAUCCCGCCCCCUCUACCUCCCCCUCCACCCCGACCCUCUUCCUCUCGCCACCACCACCAUCACAACUUCUACAACUCCCUGCACACCCAUCCUUCCCCAACUUCAACGCCUCCCACCGCGCCACCAGGAGCUCGAUCCGCCGCCCCCCUUACGGCCGCUGGCGCUGCCGACUCGACGCGGCCGGUCCAGCAGGAGGACAGCUUACUCAGCUUAUCGGACGCGCUGAUGGAUUCGCAGUUUUUGGGCCUCGAUCGCGUGAUUACCUUCGAGGAGGGGAAUUUUUAUCUCCCUGGGGAUGGGUUUCGGUGGGGGUAG